This is a messenger RNA of Caenorhabditis auriculariae, 2927 nucleotides long. Lineage: Eukaryota; Metazoa; Nematoda; Chromadorea; Rhabditida; Rhabditidae. The record is from the annotation of a GenBank genome assembly.
AUGUCGGCUUCACGAGAACGACGUCCGAAUCGGCUCCAUUCAGUUGAAGAAGCCCUGAGUUAUCUCAAAAAGAACUGCAGGAUAAAAAGCACAGAUAUGAAGGUUGAUUUCAGUUUUUUAAAUAUGUAACAGAGAAAAAUUCCGUUAGAAAGUGAAAAAAAAUCUUCAUCAUUUUUCCAAAUAGUAAUUUCUAGGUCCAACGCUGCCACACGAUAGCUUGGAACUCUGACGGAACGAAAUUGGUUUGCGGGGCCCAAGAUCGACGAGUUUCCAUCGCCACAGUGGAACACAGCCGUUUGAGGUGGUCUUCCGUUGGAUCGAGUCAUUCGGAUUCCGUCGAACAGGUAGCCAACUUGCGAUUUCUAUUGUUUACAUUGAGUUGUGGGAUAGGAGAUACGAGCCGCCACAUGUUUCUUUCCGAAAAAUGUUAUCUCUUCUCUUAGAAAAUUAAUUUUAUUAUCAAAAACCAUAUUUAUUAAUAUUCAGAGGUCCUAAAAAAAAGCUCUUUUUGCCAUAAAACUUUUUCAAAACAGGUUUUUUUUUUGUGAAGCUGCUUUUUUUUCUCUGCUGGUAUUGUAAUAUACAUAAUCAACUCCAGAUUAGUCCCUAUAGGGAAACCUUAGGAGCCCUUUAAGACUCCCCUCUAGGGACCACUUUUUCUUCACAUAUAUGGGCCACUUUUUCUUCACAUAUAUGGGCCACUAUAUCUUUUAAAAGUGGCUCCUAUAAAGGACAUUUGUUCGAAAUUUGAGAAGAAGCGUUUCCAUGCGAAAAAAAAGUCGAUAAGUUAGCGUUAUCUGAACGAAAAACAACAACAGAAGAUGAUUUGAUCUAUUUUUUCUUUUUAAUAUUCAAAUAUUAUCAAAAAAAUUAAAGAAUUCAUAGGGACCAAUUGACCCCUAUAGAGACCACUCCCAUGUUCCUAAGACUGUAAUGAUUCUGCGGGCGUUUGCCCCAACUUUGGUUACAACAUCCCUGGGCGUAGCUUCCACUAUAUUUCAUCCAGAAGAAGCUCCUCUGUCUUCGCUAAUUAGAUCUACGACAGUUAAUCCGGAUACUGAAACCUUUUUUGAAAUUGACACCCCAAAGUUUGCAGUUUCAACGUUGAAAAUGCGACUUAUUCCAGGUCGCCUGCAGUAAAUCCAACGUGAAUUUGUUCGCCUCAGCCAGUCUCGACAAAAGUGUCUGUUUGUGGGAUGUGAGGCAUAGUAAACCCCAGGCCAGGAUCAAUACUAAAGGUUUGUUUGAGGAAAAAAAAAAUCUGGAAGACUUAUUUCAUUAAAAAAAUCCUGUUUGAGGUGUUCAUCUCUUUUUAACUUGAUUUUUUCAAUAACUCGAUGAAUCAGCUAUUGCUAUAUUAAAAAAAUGAAAAAAAUAUUCAAACAAACGAGAAACGGUUAAAAAAAUUUUUUUGAUUUAUUGAGAAUCUAUUGAGAAAUUAAAAAAAGGACUUUAUGUAUCAUGCGGCCGUUUCGGGCCAAAAAAAUAGACGGCUUGACGCAGGAAUAAAAUAAUUUUUAUUCAGCAGCAAAUAUGUUCGUAGCUUGGUCUCCCGAUGAUAAAUACGUUAUUUAUGGCGACAAAGACGACCGACUUUUCUCUGUAGAUAGACGGACUUACACUGUUUGCAAGGUUCUUUUUAACGUUAACUUUUGGAAUUACAAAAUCAAAAAUAUUAUAACUCCUUAUUCCAGUCCUACGAUCUUCGAGUACAUUGCAACGAAUUCGUUUUCCUUCCAAAUUCCCCAUUUUUGCUGGUCACGACGGCUUUGGGACGGGUUGAAGUUCUCAAGUCAGUUUUCCUGUUCAAAUUUAAUAAAAAAAAAAUUAUUAAAGCAAGUUUUAGUAGUAGUACCUUCCUGAGGUUGAAAGUUGAUCUAUGUCUUUCAAAACUACCUCUCUCAGGUAGGAAAUUUUUUAUGGAUUUUUCGUAGAGUAUUUGUGAGAAGAACUGUAUUUGAUUGAACAUUUGAUAACUCGGACCUUGGUAACGCGAACGUGACGCGAAUCGGACGUGUCGGGGCAAUUCUAGUGACCACUUUAGUAGCGCCAGCACCCUUAAGUGAUCCCUAGAAUUGUCCGGAGCACGUCCGUUUCGCGUUAUCAAUAUCCGAAAAAACAUAACAGGAAAUUUCAAGAAGCUCAUCAAAAAAGUUAGAAGGUUCUACUUCAGAUGUGUAAACGGAGAGUUCGAGCAGACGACGCAGAUCCAGGCCCAUUCGCCCCAAGUCGACUGCCAGACGGUGGCCGUCAGUCGCGACGGGAAAAGGAUGGCCGUCGGGGCGACGGACGCCGCCUGCUCCAUCUGGGACGUCGAGGAGUUGAUCUGCGAACGGGUUGUCGGCAGGUCACUGCGUUUUUUUAUAGUUUCCUGAAUUUGACACGAUUCGACUUUUUUGAGCUGAUAGGGCUUUUCGAGGUCUUUUAUUCAUUUCGCAUGGAAGGAGACAUGCUGGGAAAUACAAAACAGUUGAUUUUGUUUGAAUCGGAGCAUACCGCCUAGAUUCUUGAUUUUUUUUUUCCCAGAGUUUCUUAUUUUAAUCGUUUGGCGGAUAAUCGAGUUCUUUCGAAGCUGAUGAAGAUUUUAGUGGUCUCCAGAAUAAAACGGAAAUACAAGCUAUAAUUUCUCUGUUUCAGACUAGACUAUCCCAUCCGAAGCGUUUCGUUCUCCUGUGACGGCCAGUUGUUGGCCGCAGGAAGUGAAGAUCAUUCCAUCGACAUUUCCUACGUCAACGACGGCUCCAGGUGGGAUCGUCCGGAUCCUCUCUGAAGACGUCCAUUCCAGAGUCCACGACCUGAAAAUCGACGGCGAGACGUUCUCCGUCGCCUGGCAUCCGACGCAGCUUCUCCUCGCCUACGCCGCCUCCAACGUGCACGACAAACGCGACUCCGCCUCCGUCAAAGUGUUCGGAUACAGCGGAAAUUGA